Molecule: messenger RNA, 1062 nt
Organism: Diplodia corticola
Lineage: Eukaryota; Fungi; Ascomycota; Dothideomycetes; Botryosphaeriales; Botryosphaeriaceae
Exons: 2
Coding region: 1-1062 (353 amino acids)
Source: RefSeq, a predicted model, not a curated record
AUGGCUGCCUCUAUCGUGAGUGCAGCAUCCGAGACCGGCACUACUGCCGCCUCCGAUGCAAAUGACGACAGUUCCUUGGACCCUCUCAACGGAGUUGAGGAUAGCAGGGAAGCUAGCACACGGGGCCUCAGGACACUAGUGCGUGAACGGAUCAAGAAUGGAUUCUAUCGCCUAUCCAUGAAGUCCAUUUGGCACCCUCGCAAGAAAUCCACCCCGCCCGCAGUGGUGUUUCCUUACCAGAACGACGGGAAACCUCUUGACCCGGAGGAUUUCAUCCGCGACAUUGAGCUCAUUGUCAGGAUCGAGGAUGAGAAUGGCACGAGAGACGUGCCGACAAAGACCCUUCUACCUGCUAAGUUCGACUUUGGGUUUGACGAGGGAUCUUAUGGUGACGACUCGCUCAUCAUCCUCAACCGCGGCAUCGUCCCUCAGUUGAACCUCCCAGAUGGCCUCAUAACGUAUUAUGAAGACCCUGAAAACCCGCCCGUCCGAUUCGAGAUGGCCGAUGGCUCCGUCAUGAAACUGUAUGGAGAGUUGGAUGUGAAGUGGGCCAUCCGCGGAGUCGCCAAGAAGUGCAACAACCAGAAGCUUUUCCCCACCGGAGAGAAGUUCAUCAGAUCGCGGUGCGUUCUGAUGAGAGAAGAAUCGCCUCACAGCUGCCUCAUCGGCUGGAAUACCAUCCAACUGAACAAGCUUGAUCAGAAGCGAGCCAGCUUGGUAGAUGCAGCUGGGCGUCGUGAUGAUGCACCGAAGACGAAUAAGAGCCGUGAGGAGGAGAAGAAAGACAUGCUGAAGCAGCAACGAAGCGAUGAAAACCGCGCACAGCAGAUGAUCCAGGUCAAGAAGAGAGCGGCCGCGAAGGAAAAGAGGAAGAAAGACAAGGGUGAGAGCGGCCGCGAAGGAAAGGAGGAGAAGAAAGACACGCUGAAGCAGCAACGAAGCGAUGAAAACCGCGCACAGCAGAUGAUCCAGGUCAAGAAGAGAGCGGCCGCGGAGGAAACGAGGAAGAAAGACAAGGGUGAGAGCGGCCGCGAAGGAAAAGAGGAGAAAAGACAAGGGUGA